AUGUCGAUCGCGACUCAACAUCAAGUUUGUGCUUGGGUGGAAAAACCAGGGCCUGAUGCGAAGAUCGAGCGCCGGGAUAUAGCAGUUCCUUCACCCGGCCCAGGGGACGUUCUUGUUAAGCUAGAGGUGACCGGAGUAUGUCACUCAGAUCACCAUUCCAUCUAUGGCAAUACGCCAAUGAGUACUCACAUUGCCGGCCAUGAGGGUGUAGGAAGGGUUAUAAAGAGUAUGAGCAACCAACCCGUUUUUCUUCGGCCAAGACUAACUCGUAUGCAACAGCUGGACCACAGGUUUCUGAAACACUCAUCAACACCCGGGUGGGCAUAUCGUGAGUCUCAAUCUUGA
This is a messenger RNA of Clonostachys solani, 345 nucleotides long. Lineage: Eukaryota; Fungi; Ascomycota; Sordariomycetes; Hypocreales; Bionectriaceae. The record is from the annotation of a GenBank genome assembly.